CAGGCUCCCGACGGACUCCCGAAAAAAGGCAGCUUUUGUUCCUCUAUUUUCAAAUACACGCAAAUUCGACCGUUUGAAACCACUCCACCAGUGGCAACUUGCAACGGUCCAAUCUCUCGUUUUCACGCUCUGCUCGCUGAAAACGCCAUAGUCUCCGAUCUCCUUCUUCUUCUUUUUCUUCUUCUCCUUCGUUCUUGUAAUAAAGUUCUAGAUGGGUACUACAAAACGGUUUCAAGUCGAUAACUUAUUUGACAGUCUGCUAAAAUUGCUCAAGAACCAGCAAGAACAGCUUAAAACUCUCGUCCAAGAGAGGAAAUUCCUUGAAGAUCGCAUCAAGGCACAACAUAAGCAAUGGCUUUCUGACAUUCGUCUCUACGAAGAUCAUAUCACUCAGAUGAAGGAAGCUUUGGUAGAGAAAGACAUGACUUGUUUGCUUGAGGCCUCGAAAUCUGAUUUGAUGAUUGGAUUAAAGCACAGAGAGGCUUCUUUUCACAAAUUGAAAUUAGAGCAAACCGAAGAUGACUUGGCAGAUUUCAAAGCAUGUUUUGACUACCUCUCUCAUAUCCUCGAAAAAAAUUCCAAGGAAACUGACAAUGGACAGGAAGAAGGCAGACAUGGUGAUUUAAAAUCUGCUGGUUCUAAAAGGUUGGAUAAUGAAGUAAAAAGGUUAAAGUUUGAAUAUGAGAAGCUUGCUUCUGAAAAGAAUUCUGAGAUAUCUGCACUGUUGAAAGAGAAAAGUUUUGUAUGGAAUCAGUAUAAUGUUUUAGAGAGCAAUCUCACAGAUAAAUUGAAGAAUAGCCAAGUUGAGAUUGACCAGGCAAAUGAGAAGAUUGCAAAAGUUCUUGCUAGUGUGGAGCUGCUUCACUCUUCUAACAGCGAGAAGGAUGAAAUGAUUGGAAGCCUGAAAGUUAAAUUGGCUGAGGUGGAGGCUGACAGAAAUAAAUGGAGGGAAAAAAGUUCCCAACUGUCCCAGGAGUUGGACUCAUUGAGAAAGUCCAAAAGUGCUCAAGUUGUAUCUGCACCGAAAAAUGGCAGCACAAGAGCUAAAGCUUUGAGUCAGGGAGUCAAAAGCAGUGGCAGGAAAGGAAGUAAUAAUAUUGUGGUGAAGAAAGAAUUGUCUCCUGGAAAAGCUGGUCAUUCCUUGAAGGAUAUUGCAAAGGGUAGCAGAAGUUUGAAGAGAAAAGCGGAUGAAGCUGUUAUCAUUCUAGAGACUCCAAGGUUGUUCUCCUCUGCCUUCAAAAUUCCGAAGUUAAAACAGGGCACCUUAUCAACUCCUGUCUUAUGAAGUCCAUAGCACACCGUUUUUUAACCAUUUAGUUAAAAACAGGGUAGCUUCUUCAGUAUAAUUGUUUAUUGAGCUUCUCUAGUAGCUCUUUAUUUUGCACUUUGCAUUUGUUGUAAAGUAUGUAAUUGCCUAACCUUGGAGCAAGUAUUCUUUCAUUUAAUCUUAUUAGGCAGUUAUGCUGUGGGGAUUUGUCAA
This is a messenger RNA of Hevea brasiliensis (rubber tree), 1480 nucleotides long. RefSeq lists its product as uncharacterized. The transcript has 5 exons. The record is from RefSeq and is a predicted model, not a curated record. The coding region runs from base 212 to 1285 and encodes 357 amino acids. Lineage: Eukaryota; Viridiplantae; Streptophyta; Magnoliopsida; Malpighiales; Euphorbiaceae.